AUGAUAGAGCAUGUACAUGAGACAGAAGAGUUUGAAGAAAGCUUUGAAGUGACCUCACUGGGCAGAGAGUUUGUUACUGUGUUUAUGCAGAAUCAUGAACACAAAGAGACCCCACAACUGGAACUUCUGGUUACUGGCACUAAACCGUCUACCUCUGUCACUAUCACCAUUAACAAAUCUGACUUUAGGAAGGAGGUGAAGGUUGGAAAUGGAGAGACAAUAUCAGUUCCAAUCACAGAAAAUGUAGAGAUGAGCGGCACAGACACAGGACCAAGUUCUAUAGUGAUUAAAGCUGAUUUUGGAGUUACAGUGGUUUCUCGCAGUUAUAAAGAUGGCAGCGGGGACACAGCUUUGCUUUACCCAGUGCGUCUGUGGGGAGUUGAGUAUUAUAUCAUUACCCCUCCAUGGGGGGCAGACGGAGCUUACGCUGAGUUCUCUGUGAUUGGCUAUGAAAGCCCCACUGUUAUUAAUAUCUACCUAAAAGGAGCUGUGAGUUUCCAAGGACAGGAUUAUCCCAAGGACAGCAAGCUCACACUCACUCUUGAACCUUUCCAGGCUAUACAGAUUCAGAGUACUGAUGAUCUCUCUGGCACUAAGGUAGUUGCUGAUCAUCCUGUGGCUGUCCUCAGUGGGCACACAUGUACUGAGAAAAAUGGAGAUUGUGGUCAUGUGUACGAACAGCUCUUGCCAGUGGCCAGUUGGGGAUCCUCAUUCUUAGUACCCGGCAUGUCCUUCCAGCCUAAAUUUGAUAUUGCUUUUCUUAUGUCUGCCCAAGAUACUUGCAUUGAAUACCAGUCUGGGGAGAAGAAAGAAAACAGAAAUGUGGUAGCUGGAGAGUUGAUGCAGUUGGAAGUUAAAACAUCAUCACCCCUAUCUAUUCAUGCCAAUGAGAAGAUACAGGUUUUGCUUUAUGGCACAGGUGGUACAUUUAAUGACAUACCCUUUAAUCCUUUCUUCACCAACAUUCAAAGCACUGAACGUUACGGCACCGCUUAUGAGCUUAUAGGACAAGAUAAGUUUGAAACAAAUCUGGCAAUUAUUGUGAGCAAGACCACAGCUGAAGCAGGAAUCACUGUUGAUGGAAAGUUACCAGAAAACAUUGUAUGGAGAGAAUUCUAUGGGUCUGAGUACUCGUGGGCAGAAUAUAACUUUGGUAGUGGCUUCAGUUACCACACAGUCCAACAUCUCACAGUACCAUUUGGUCUCCUUAGCAUUGGGUACUCUCCAAGCCUUAGCUACGGAUCUAUGUCUCCUUCUAUCCGGGGGCCUGGAGCACCAAGGAAAGUGACAAAAGAAUUUGAAGAUGUGACGUCACUGGGCAGAGAGUUUGUCACCGUGUUUAUGCAGAAUCAUGACAAUAAAGAGACCCCACAACUGGAGCUUCUGGUUACCGGCACUAAACCGUCCACCUCGGUCUCUGUCACAAUUAACAAAUCUGACUUUAGGAAGGACGUUAAGGUUGGAGAGGGAGAAACGGUGUCUAUUCCUAUCACAACAAAUGUAGAGAUGAGCGGAGCAGACACAUCACCAAGUUCUCUAGUGAUUAAAUCUGAUGUUGAGGUUACCAUUGUUUCUCGCAGCUAUAAAUACGGCAGCGGUGACACAGCUUUGCUUUACCCAGUGCGUCUGUGGGGUGUUGAAUAUUAUAUAAUUACACCUCCAUGGGGGGCAGAUGGAGCUUACCCAGAGUUCUCUGUGAUUACCCAUGAAAAUCCCACAGUUGUUAAGAUUGACCUAAAAGGAGCUGUGAGUUUCCAAGGAAAGAAUUAUCCAAAGGACAGCAAGCUCACACUCACCCUUGAACCUUUCCAGGCUGUCCAGAUUCAGAGUACUGAUGAUCUCUCUGGUACUAAGGUAGUUGCUGAUCAUCCUGUGGCUGUCCUCAGUGGGCACACAUGUAGUCAGAAAAAUGGAGAUUGUGGCCAUGUGUAUGAACAGCUGUUGCCUGUGCCCAGCUGGGGAUACUCAUUCUUUGUCCCAGGCAUGUCCUUCCAGCCCAAGUCUGAUAUUGUGUUUAUUAUUCCUGCUAAAGAUACAGAAAUAAAUUAUCAAUCAGGAUCAGAAGAAGAAAUAAAAAAACUAUUAGCUGGAGAGGUUCUACAAUUAGAAGUUACAACAUCAUCACCCUUGUAUAUCAAUGCUGAUAGUAAGCUACAGGUCAUAUUUUUUGGCACCGGUGGGACAUUUAACAGUAAACCCUUUGACCCUUUCCUUAUCAACAUUCCAGCUACUGAAAGAUUUGCAAUUGCAUAUGAGCUCAUUGGGCAGGACAAGUUUGAAACCAAUCUGGCUGUUUUUGUAAUCAAGACCUCAGAUAAACCAAGAAUCACUGUUGAUGGGAAGUUACCAGAAGGUAUUAAAUGGAAAGAAUUCCCUGGAUCAAAGUAUUCGUGGGGAGAAUAUAACUACGGAAGUGGCUUCAGUUAUCACACAGUGGAACAUCCUACAGAACCUUUUGGUCUGCUGAGCAUUGGGUACUCUCCAAGCAUUAGCUACGGAUCUGUGGCACCUUCUAUCAGGGGGCCUGGAGCACCAAGUACAGGGAUUAAAAAACCUAAGAAGCCAACAGCACCAGGAGAGAAGAUUGGAAGUGAGUGA
Bombina bombina (fire-bellied toad) is the source of this 2598-nucleotide messenger RNA. RefSeq lists its product as uncharacterized. Lineage: Eukaryota; Metazoa; Chordata; Amphibia; Anura; Bombinatoridae. The record is from RefSeq and is a predicted model, not a curated record. The transcript is spliced from 6 exons. The coding region runs from base 1 to 2598 and encodes 865 amino acids.